Molecule: messenger RNA, 3385 nt
Organism: Drosophila takahashii
Lineage: Eukaryota; Metazoa; Arthropoda; Insecta; Diptera; Drosophilidae
Gene: Asph
Product: Aspartyl beta-hydroxylase
Biological process (GO): peptidyl-aspartic acid hydroxylation
Cellular component (GO): endoplasmic reticulum
Molecular function (GO): protein binding; peptidyl-aspartic acid 3-dioxygenase activity
Source: RefSeq, a predicted model, not a curated record
UCGCAUUUAGUAACGUGCUGCUCGUCGAACAAGAUCGCCCGCUUUGCCCGGUCCGCUCAAAAAGGGAAAACAAACGCUCUCCAUCGAAUUGGCAUAGAAGUAGUUCCGUUCCGAGCAGAAAAUGUCGGGCGAUGUGCAGCCGCGAAAGCGCAAGGAUAAGCGCCGAAAACGCGAUGACGACGAAUCUUCGCACGGCGUUCACAUUACAAAGAUGGGAAACGAAGAUCUCCACCUGCACGUGCACCACGAACACGGAACCGGGGGUCAUUGGUGUGCCAAGAUCAUAUUUUUCGCCCUGAUGGCAGUGCUACUCGGUUUAGUGGGUCUGAUCAUCAUGGAGAACCGCGGACUGGAAGAUCUGGACACUCCUCUGUCGGAAUCACGUUUCUCAAAAGUAUUUGAUGGCUGGGUGGACGAACAUCGAGAUGAACAUGAUGCCCACGAUGUCCAUGAGCCCUCUGGAGAGGCUUUAGAUGAUCAUGAUGAUCAUGACGAGCACGACGAGGAAGAAGAACCCCUUUCCGAAGAAUUAGAAGAGGAGGAGGAAGAGCCAACUGAGGAGGAGCAACCAGAGGCAGAUGAAGAAGAACCCGAACAAGAAGAAGAAGAAGAUGAUGAUGAGGAGAACAAUGCGGGCGAAAACAUAACCGCCGAGGAUGCUGAGGAGGAAGAUGAAGGAACUGUGGAGGCCACCGUUGAAGCUACCGCAGAAGCCACCACUGAAGCCACUGCGGAGUACGAAGCUGAAGAGGAUGAGGAAGAGGAUGAGGAUGAAGCUCCAGCGGAUAAGGAUGAUGCAGUAGAAUCCACUGAAGCCCCUCUCUCUGAAGCUGAUGAGCAGGAAGAAGAUGAUGAGGACGAGGAAGAGCAGGAGGUAGAAGAGUCUGUAGAACCGCCAAGAUCGCAAUCUGCAGCACAAAGUGCUCCCGCCCCAGAUGAUAACGAUGAAGAUGAUGAGGAACAGGAUAAUAAAGAAGACGAGGAGGACGACGACGACUUUGAGUCGCUUGAUCAGCAGUUUGAAAAUGAGCCCGAAGAAUUGGAACCAGCGAAAGCAGUAGAAAGCAAGGAGCAGGAUAAGGAUCAGGACGAUGAUGAGGAGGAGCACAAAGAAGAGGGCUCCUCUUGGUUGGCAUCACUUGCCGUUAAAUUUGGCGUUGGCGUUGCACUUGCCUUAGUUUCACGCCUUGUAUUGAUAAGGAAAAGUCCAAAUACAACUGAGGAUGAACCCGCACCGGAGGCCAUAAUGAGGCGAAGAUUGACGAUUGCCACGGCCGAGGAUCACAUACCGGACGACGUAGAGGAGCUGCCCCUGCUGGACGACGAUGAAUACUCCGAGGAGGAAAUCGAAAUCGAGGAGGAGAUCGAGGUGGAGAUCAGCGACAUCGAGGAGGAGGAGGAUGAUGUGCGUCACGAUAGCGACGACAAUGUUGCCUCCAUGGCCAGCUAUGUGCCCGAAACCUUUGAGCAACUGAGUGCCAUGUACAAGUUCGCCCAGCAGCCUGAAAAGGAGACCAAGCCCGAGGAAAAGGAGAAGGAUUUGGAACAGCCAGCUGGCCGCAGCGAUAUCUAUGUGGAGUACGAGGACGGGGCGAUCGAGGACUUCGAGCAUGAGGGCGAUAGCGAUGAGGAGGAGAUCACCGACGAGGAGGAGGACGAGAUCUCCGACGUGGACGACGCCGAUCUGAUGAACCGGCUGGAGGCCAAGUACGGUCGUCUGCCCGUCAAGGAGUUCGAAAGCGAUCCGGACUCCGACGACCCCAGCUGGACACAAAUAAAGCCGAAAGAAGCUGCACCUGCUCCUGUUUCCGCCGAGAAAGAGGAUCCCUUUGAGCAGGAGUUGCGCAAGGCCAACGAGGAGAUGAUUAGGGAGAACUAUGCCCAAGCCCUGCGAUCCUUUAACACGCUCACCACCGACUUUGCCCACGAGCCAUUGGCCCAUUUGGGAAGAGCCCGAGUCCUGGAGCUCCUGGCCAAGAAGGAGCGCAGCAACCAGCGGCUGUGGGAAGCCAUCGAUGCCUACAAGAGAUACCUGGCCUUUGGCGAACUGGUCAACAGCGAUCAGGAGUUCACGACAGCUGGGGAAAAGUGUAUAGAGAAUUUGAGAUUUUUGGGCUACCACCGACAGGCGACCACCAUCCACGAGCUGCUCAUCGAGCGUUUGCCUGGGGAACCGCGACUGCGUAACCAACUCUCACUCACCCAUCUCAUGGUCAACAAUCUUCAGCAGGUUGAAAAGGUGUCCAAGGAAACGCUGAAACUCUGGCCCACCAAUGCAGUGGCUCAACUUCACUAUGGCCUGGCUCUCAGGCAGCUACAUGGUGACAAUGCCAAGGCUCUGCCUUAUCUGAGAUAUGCAGUGGAGUCCCAGGAAGAGGGCACCCAGGAGGCUUUCUUCUACUUGUCGCUGGGUGAGGCCCUGCAGCGUCUCUCCAAGAAUUCCGAGGCUCUGGAAGUGUUCAGAAAAGGCGUUGCCAAGGGAUUCUUUGCCAGCCUCUAUCAGAGAUCGCUGUACAAUGAGCCCCGGCUAAAGGCACAGCCUUUUUGGCAGCCCCGGGAGACGGGCUACGAAAGGCAGUUGGAGAAUCUCCAGGUCAAUUGGCGCGUCAUAAGGGAUGAAGGACUAACCCUGCUGGGCGGAAGUGGAUUCUUCGAGGAUGAAGCUGAACAGCUGCGCGACAAAGGAGUGUGGCAGCAGUACGUGCUCUAUUCGCAGGGUCGUCGGGAGAGGCAGAACUGCCAGAGGGCUCCCAUUACCUGUAGCCUGCUGGAGGACUUCCCCGAAUCCUCUGGCUGUCGUCGCGGCCAAGUUAAGUUCAGUGUCAUGCAGGCCACCACGCAUGUGUGGCCACAUUGUGGACCCACCAAUUGCCGCUUGAGGGCGCACCUCACCCUGGUUGCUCCGGAGCCGGAAAAAACCUCACUUCGCGUGGCGGAGCAGGAAAGAACCUGGCGUGAGGGAGAACUCUUUAUAUUCGACGACAGCUUCGAGCACGAGGUGUGGCACAAUGGCAGUAGACCCCGCCUAGUGCUCAUCCUCGACAUGUGGCAUCCGCAACUGAGUGCCGCCCAGCGGCGCAGUUUAUCACCUAUUUAAGCGGGAGUUACUUAGUUCUAUUUAUAUAGUUCCGGUUCCUGUAGGCCUGUAAUUUAGUUCAAUUCCUCCAAAUCGCAUCGUUCAUUGUUAGUUAAAUCGCCAUGUUCUGUGUAUAGACAUUCUAAUUAUACCUCUUAAUCGUUAAGCUCGGUUUGAAUGCGUGUUUAGGCUAUAUAGACGUCAAUUCAUCUGUUUAUAUGUAAGAUUAUAUACGAUUAGCGUUGGCUGGCAGCUUACCCUCGCUUUUGUACUUUACAGAAAUACAAAAAACCUUUUAGGAUUCGACAA